AUGGCUGAAUUCCCUGGUUUGGGACGUCAUUGCAGUUUUGCCGAAUGUCAUUUACUUGACUUUCUCCCGGUACGUUGUGACGCAUGCUCAAAAGACUUCUGCGCCACUCAUUAUCCUUACGAUAGUCAUCGUUGUGAUUCUUCCUAUAAGAAGGAUGUACAAGUUCCGGUCUGUCCACUGUGCGGUAAACCAGUCCCUGUGGCUCGUGGUGAACUACCGGAUGAGCGUGUAGGUCAACAUAUCGAUGCAGAUUGUAAAUCUGAUCCGGCACUGGCAAGUAAGGGUCGAAUUUAUACGAAUCGUUGCUCGAUGCACGGUUGCAAAAAACGAGAAUUGAUUCCAAUCCAGUGUAAAGAGUGUGGAAUGAAUUUCUGUGUGAAACAUCGUUUCCCGGCAGAUCAUGACUGUGAAUUGAAUCGUGCAAACAUCCAAGCCAGCAAUGGACAAUCAUUCUCGCAAGCAGCCAAAUCGGCGAUUGCACGUCAGAUGAAACAAUUGCAGCAAAAACAACGUUCCUUCAUGGGAUCAAUGACCGCUAAGCCUGAACAACAACAACAAGCACAAGCCUUACCAACCCAAUCAUCCUCAUUGAAUGGCUUCAGCAAUGGGUCGUUAUCGGAAGAUGAAGCAUUAGCGCGUGCUCUGCAAGCGUCACUCAACGAUAUCCCAUCUUCUGAGACACCACAAUUGACCACAGAGGAGAUUGACGCAGCGUUGGCUGAGCAACUGCAGCGCAACGAAUACGUGUAUGCUCUUAAAAUUAGUCAAUCAGCGCCAAGCACAACGUGUAAACGGUGGAUCGUCAUCUUGGAAUGA
Molecule: messenger RNA, 816 nt
Organism: Anisakis simplex (herring worm)
Lineage: Eukaryota; Metazoa; Nematoda; Chromadorea; Rhabditida; Anisakidae
Source: the annotation of a GenBank genome assembly